This is a messenger RNA of Scomber japonicus (chub mackerel), 1884 nucleotides long. It is a transcript of the gene zmynd19, whose product is annotated as zinc finger, MYND-type containing 19. NCBI's taxonomy places the organism in Eukaryota, Metazoa, Chordata, Actinopteri, Scombriformes, Scombridae. The transcript has 6 exons. The record is from RefSeq and is a predicted model, not a curated record. The coding region runs from base 128 to 811 and encodes 227 amino acids.
CCCACUUAAAGCGAACUGGCAUCGCAACGGGGCUGAGGGGCUGCCCCCGACGUGUUUUAAACCUGAAUACCGUUUAGGUUUGGAUCCUACGCCUCGCUCUGUCACCGCCCGCCUGUCCGUCCUCCUGAUGUCGGAUUUCAAGCUCGGGAUCGUGCGGCUCGGCCGUGUGGCCGGGAAGACAAAAUACACACUGAUCGAUGAGCAGGACAUACCGCUUGUGGAAAACUACGCCUUUGAGGCGCGCAUGGAGGUCGACGCAGACGGCAAUGGAGCGAAGAUCUUUGCCUACGCUUUCGACAUCGGCAAAGGUCGCUGGGCGGGAAGGCCAUUGCAUGAGCUGCUCUGGGAGAAGCACAGAGGAGGCAUUGCCCCUAGUUUUCAAGUCAUCCACAUCAACUCUGUGACAGUGGACAACCGGCUAGACAACCUGCGGCUGGUGCCAGUGGGCUGGAGCCCCAAACCAGAGGAAAUUUCCAGCAAACAGAGAGAGCAGUCUCUCUACUGGCUGGCCAUCCAGCAGGUACCGGCCGACCCGGUAGAGGAGCAGUAUCUGGAGCUGAGCCGCACACGCUACUACAACGCUAACGGGGAGCUGGUGGAGGAGGAGGAGUGCUCCUGCACAUACUACGAGUGUCAUUACCCUCCCUGUUCACUCAUUGAGAGGAGGCUCCGGGAGUUCAACAUCUGCGGUCGCUGCCAGGUGGCACGCUACUGCGGCUCCCAGUGCCAGCAGCGGGACUGGCCCGCCCACAAGAAGCAGUGUCGAGAGCGCAAGCGGGUGCUGGCCCUGGAGUCGGAGCCCGAACGAUGAUCUGCCCUCAUCCUCGACUGGGAGAGGAGGAGGGAGAAAGGGGGGACAGGGUUUGACUUGUGGGAGGGGAACGGGGAAUGAAGUGCAAAAUGGGGGCAAAAGAGACUAAAGACAGAGGACAAUGUUGGUUGCUUGGUUGUUUGAUGGACUCGGGGGAGGGGGGGGCUGAGAAGAUGGAGGAGGGGAAGGAGAAUAAAACAAAAAGACAUCUGCCACUUCCCAGAACUGGUAAUUCUCCAUAGCUUGCUUUCAUGUGGAUGACGGGGAAAGGUAUUAUUUGUUUUGUUUUUUGUUUUUUUUGGGGGGUUUUUUCUUUAUUUUUCUCGAGGACAGAGGCCCUCGAGCUCUACCUGCUGCUAUGGUUUUUUAUGUGAGGGGGGGGGGAAAGCUGUCUCGUUGAUGAACUGGACAAGCUUCUUUAGGACCACAGUCGAACACGGACAGUUGUCGUCAUCCACUUUAGUUCCUCCACCCAGCCGCCGGGUGUGGUGACGUCUGUGCAAACGGGGGACCCAGGGGCUACAGUACCCUUCGUUCAGCUGGUACAAUGGGACAUGGACCUUUUCACUGUAUCGCUCCCUUUUCUGACCUCUCUGGUGCACACGGCUGCCGCCAUCACAGUCAUCGACACCUUAGCCCACCUCCCUGUUUGUCGUACUCUCCCCUCCGCAGACAACCACGACACACAUCAGAUAGAUUUCACUGAUUGAAUCACACUACCAGUAUUGUGUGUGUGUGUGUGUGUUUGUGUGGGAGCGUGUAUGUGCGUAUGCUUGUGUGUAUGUAUGUCCUGCCAAUAUGUGCUGAAGGACUUUUGAAAUGGUCAACACGGGCAAUGGGCAGGGUUUAAUGUAUGUCUUUUCUCUUAAAGGGGCCAUAUUACACAGUUUUAAAUGUCAUAUUUAAUCAUAAAUUGAAUUGAUGGGUUAAAAUAUUUUCACUGUUCUAUAAUAAAGUAGCUGCCAAAUAAAGGCUCUAAUUAUUUUCUAGAUGUUUUCUUGACCCAUUCUUUUAAUUGAUUUGAUCAGACAAAAUUUUAAUUGGCCAAAGUAACUGGAAGUAAAAAAAAUAGG